GCCGCGGCUGCCUCUCUAGCGUCGUUGCAGCCAGAAGCAGGGAAGAGCUCCGGAUCUGCACGGGAGGGAGCGGGCGCGAGUGGGGGGCCGUUCGGGCUGCCCUUUUCCCCCAGGGUGCCCCUGCAAGGAAGAGCGCCGCAGGCUCUCCUCCCCGCGCCUGCCUGCCUUCCCUCCCCCUGCAGAGAUUUUUCUUUUUAAAUUUGCCAUGCCCAAGGAUCUAGCAGGAACCACCGCCAGCAACAACAGCGGCGGCGGCGGCGGCGGCAGGAGGAACUUUGCAGGCAGGAACCUAAUGGCUGCGAAGGGGGAGAUCUGAGUUCAAAGUCUCUGCCCAGCCUGCCCGGGGAGAAGGCUGCGAGCGAGGGAACCCGGGGAACGCCCGGCCACCAUGCGCCCAGGGGCUCGGCACUGAUGCCCGCGUCCCUGCCCCCGGCGGGAGGAUCGCCAGCUUCUCCUUCCCCUGGGGCACCGCCAGCCCAGCGGGCGUGACGAGCCACCACAAGCGGCGGCAGCAGCAGCAGCCUCGGGGAACUCCCCUCGCGGGGCUCGAACUUCCCGUGACCCGGGACUCCCGGCCGGCGGAUCCCACCCCGGGCCGAUUUCAUUUUCCUCGACAUCAUCUCGUGUUUCGGAAGUGCGGGCGAGCCGGCGCCUCUUCUGGUUGGAAAAGAAACUGGGGCCAAGAUCAUGGCGGGGAAAGGGGCCGCCGUCAACACCGGGGUCUUGUUAGUCACGGCCAACGUGGGAUCCUUGUUCGAUGAUCCAGAAAAUUUGCAGAAGAAUUGGCUUCGGGAAUUUUAUCAGGUUGUACAUACACACAAGCCGCAGUUCAUGGCACUACACUGUCAAGAGUUUGGUGGAAAAAACUACGAAGCAUCCAUGUCUCAUGUGGACAAGUUUGUGAAAGAAUUGCUGUCGAGUGAUGCAAUGAAAGAAUACAACAGAGCCCGGGUUUAUCUGGAUGAAAACUACAAGUCGCAGGAACAUUUCACGGCACUGGGAAGCUUUUACUUUCUCCAUGAAUCCUUGAAAAACAUUCACCAGUUCGACUUUAAAGCUAAGAAGUACAAAAAAGUAACGGGAAAAGAAAUCUACUCAGACACAUUAGAAAGUACACCUAUGCUGGAAAAAGAAAAGUUUCCACAGGAUUAUUUCCCUGAGUGUAAAUGGUCCAGAAAAGGCUUUAUACGAACAAGAUGGUGUAUUGCUGAUUGUGCCUUUGACUUGGUAAACAUUCAUCUUUUCCAUGAUGCUUCCAAUUUAGUUGCUUGGGAAACAAGCCCGUCGGUUUACUCAGGAAUAAGGCAUAAGGCCCUUGGUUAUGUACUUGACAGAAUUAUAGAUCAGCGGUUUGAAAGAGUUUCAUAUUUUGUCUUUGGAGAUUUCAACUUUCGACUGGAUGCAAAGUCAGUGGUAGAGACACUUUGUGCGAAGGCUACCAUGCAGACUGUCCGGGCUGCCGAUACUAAUGAAGUAGUCAAGCUAAUAUUCCGUGAAUCUGAUAAUGACCGAAAGGUCAUGUUACAGUUAGAAAAGAAGCUCUUUGACUAUUUUAAUCAAGACGUUUUUAGAGAUAACAAUGGCACUGCGCUCUUGGAAUUUGACAAAGAGCUGUCAGUCUUUAAAGACAAAUUAUAUGAACUGGACAUUUCAUUUCCACCCAGCUAUCCGUAUAGUGAAGAUUGUAGCCAGGGAAUGCAGUACAUGAACACUAGAUGUCCAGCUUGGUGUGACAGGAUCUUGAUGUCACAUUCUGCCAAAGAGCUGAUUCUAAAGUCAGAAAACGAGGAGAAGCAAGUGGUGUAUGACCAUAUUGGACCAAACAUCUGCAUGGGGGACCACAAGCCCGUGUUCCUGUCCUUUCGAAUAGCCACAGGGGCAGGUAAACCUAUUGCCAAUGUGCACAAGUGUUGUGUCGUGCAGUGAUGUGGUGGGAAAAGAUGCCUCCGAAACGAGAAGAUCUUUCGGGAAAGCUCUUUGUAGCCAGGAGGAAGAGGAAGAGAAGGAAGGCCUCGGAGGCCCACCCUGUCGCCCCGUCGAAGCAUCGCUCCUUGUGUCGUUUUCAUUAGAAGUGUCAUUACCGUUUUCAUGCUGUUGAUCGUACACUAGCAAAGGCGGCCUCUGGACUGUGCAGUCCUGGGAAAAGGAAACAAGAAACGCCAGAACUCUCAUACCUCACCGUCUUGUCUAUGCCUGUGGCAUCAAAUGUGGGAUUUUAUUUUUAUAUGGAGAUGCACAUUCUAUGCCCCCAAUUCCAGUUGCCAAAAAGGAAGGGAAAAAAUAUCCUCUAUUAGCCACGAUAUUCUGUGUUUUAGAUUUCACUGUGCUGGGGUUUUUUGUGUGUUUUUCGGUUUGUUUUUAAAGUUUGUCAAUGUGAAAUUAUAUAUAAUGUCGAAUGACAAUUUUCAUCGCCCUUUUCUGGCUCAGGGCCAGGUUGGGAUUUUGUACAUUGCCUUGUAUAGACAGUCCUGGUGUAUUGUUACUUGUUAACCAAGAUUUACGAUUCCUGUGAUUGGAGUAAGGGUGGGAAAGGGGGGGUGGGGGUUAGGUUUAGAGGGAUGAAGAAUUUUAUUUUUUGUCAUUUUUAUAGACUUUUCGUUUUUCUCAUGUUAUUGCCUAUACUGCCAUGUUCCAUGGGUUUGUUUGUUUUUUGAAUCACACACAGCAUCGGAUGCUUUCUAUACAUACGUGUAUAUAUUUAUAUAUUUCUAUGUGAGUGUGUAUAGACGAUAUAUAUAUACACAGAUAUAGAUAUAAUUUAUAAUUAUAAACGGUUUCCCCCUUCCUGCUUAUGAGAAAUAGCCUUUUCCAGAAUACCCAGAAUGUAUGUAAACUUUGGAUGCCAGGAUCUGCGGUGGACUUCAAUGGGGUUAAAUUUCCGGAGUCAGCGGGUUAGGAUCUCCGUGUAGAAACACUGUGGUUAGUCGUCCCCGCGAUCCUGAAACACGUUUACUCCUCGUUGAAAAGCCAUCGCAGCCAGAUCCUCACCACGUUUAGCCGGGGAGAAUAAAAUUCCCACGGAAAGCCGUCGGACCCAGCAGAGUGAUGAUUCGUGCGUGUUUACUCGGAAGUAAACGAUCCUAAGCUGGAUGGGGCUGUUUGCUGUAACCAGUCAACCCUCGUUGACGCCCGUGGACUUUACUACCGAGUGACCCUGCGGACGAUCAGGCUAGGCGCGGGUUUAAGAUGCUAGUCUUUUAGGGCAGGGGUCUAAAUCGAGUGAGAUGCGAAUGGGCGCUUACGGGGCUGGCUUCCCCUGUGGGAUCCCAGCCCCCCCGAGUGCCAGACCAGCCAAAGGGUUUCCCACCCCUCCCAAUGUAUAUAUCUCGAUCCAGGAGCCUUCUUCAUCCGCCUGCUAUAGUCACGUAUUUAAGCAGCAAAUUCUGGUGCCAAGUAUUCGCUACACACAGUAAGGAGUGGGACGGAAGCGGACCAGCCCGACGUGGAGGUAGCAGCUUUGGAGUGGGUUUGCAGAGGAAGGAAGCCAGCGAUUGGGAGCUCGUCUUCCCUUUUUUUAAAAACAAAUCUCUCUGGCCUGACGGUCCCCCUCCGCUCCCCUCCCCCUUGCAGCUCUAAGUGCAGCAUUAAAAGGCGAUUAGGGAGCCCGCAGAUGAAACACACCCGAAUGGCUGGCAAUUAAAACACUACCGAGUUCAGGGACUGGCGAGAGGGGGGGUGGGGAGGGGAGACCGGGCAGCCCUGGGGGAUAUACAUCACUCCCCGGCUUGGGGGGCGAGGGAGGGAGGGUGUCUCCGGGGUUACCCCGCAGACGCCCCCCCCCCCUUUUUCAGGCCGGAGGAUGGAGCCAGGUGGGGCGUUCCGCGUUUGGGAGAGUUGGCAUUUUUGUGUGCGCCACGUGGAAAAGGAGCGCUCUGGUUCUCAAGCAAUAAAAACUGAUGGUGGUGAAAA
Sphaerodactylus townsendi is the source of this 3909-nucleotide messenger RNA. It is a transcript of the gene INPP5A, whose product is annotated as inositol polyphosphate-5-phosphatase A. The record is from RefSeq and is a predicted model, not a curated record. The transcript is spliced from 16 exons. Lineage: Eukaryota; Metazoa; Chordata; Lepidosauria; Squamata; Sphaerodactylidae. Gene Ontology annotation, biological process: phosphatidylinositol dephosphorylation. Gene Ontology annotation, molecular function: inositol-polyphosphate 5-phosphatase activity. Bases 688 to 1926 code for a protein of 412 amino acids.